AUGUCACGUCUAACGACUAAAACUUCUCGGGUAUUUGGUAAAUCAUCUCCAACUAAAACUAAAACUACAACUUCAGUAUCAGACAAUAAUAAUUUAAGGGUUAAAAUUUGGAAUUCAGACACGAUGCAAUUUGAAAUUUCAAUUGCGGAUGGAAUUGCUGCCUCUGCAACAUCUAAUUGUCAUCAAACAGUAACAACUAUAUUAAAACAAACCCCAUUACAGAGGUCUGAUUGCUAUGAAACGGAAAAUAUAUCACCGGCCAUUACAAUUCAUCAGCCGAUUUUUGAUUCCUUUUCCUGGAACAUCCAAACUCAAUUGGUCAUCCCGAAGAGUACUUGCGUCAAUUUAUCUUCCGGCGAUGGCGAUGGGCUAGGACGAGUCUUGUGCCUAAGUUGA
Messenger RNA from Cotesia congregata, 396 nucleotides. The record is from the annotation of a GenBank genome assembly. NCBI's taxonomy places the organism in Eukaryota, Metazoa, Arthropoda, Insecta, Hymenoptera, Braconidae.